UGGAUGAGGAGCGGGCUCUCUUUCUUUCUCACGGGGCUCAGUUAAUCCUGCUGCCAGGCGGUGUUUAGCAGCAGUCUCAGCGCUGGAUUCCGAGCGAGGGAGACGCGCAACCCUGAAGGCGCAGCGGAGGGGAGGCGAGAGAGGCAGCUAAAGAGAGCAGAGCGGGGGAAAAAUCAAAUCUAUGCUUGGAACUGGGCUUCUUUUUCGCCAAUGCAAAAGGGAAUAUGCAGCACAUUUUUGCCUUCUUCUGCACCAGUUUCCUAGGGGCGGUGUUAGGGGCCAAUUUCCCCAACAAUAUCCAGAUAGGGGGGUUAUUUCCUAAUCAACAGUCCCAGGAACAUGCGGCUUUUAGGUUUGCGUUGUCUCAGCUCACGGAACCCCCUAAGCUCCUUCCCCAGAUCGACAUUGUGAACAUUAGCGACAGCUUUGAAAUGACAUACACCUUCUGCUCGCAGUUCUCCAAGGGCGUCUAUGCUAUCUUUGGAUUUUAUGAGAGGAGGACCGUCAACAUGCUCACGUCUUUCUGCGGGGCUCUUCAUGUCUGCUUCAUAACGCCAAGCUUCCCCGUUGAAACAUCCAACCAGUUUGUUCUCCAGCUUCGCCCAGAGCUCCAGGACGCCCUCAUCAGUGUCAUCGAGCACUACAGCUGGCAGAAGUUUGUGUACAUUUAUGAUGCUGACCGGGGGUUGUCAGUCCUACAGAAAGUGCUGGACACUGCAGCUGAGAAGAACUGGCAGGUGACCGCUGUCAACAUCCUGACAACAACAGAAGAGGGCUACCGCAUGCUCUUCCAGGAGCUGGAGAAGAAGAAGGAAAGGCUGGUGGUGGUGGACUGUGAAUCCGAGCGGCUGAACAUCAUCCUUAGCAAGAUCAUCAAGCUCGAAAAAAAUGGGAAUGGCUACCACUACAUUCUGGCAAAUUUGGGAUUCAUGGAUAUUGACCUGACCAAAUUCAAGGAGAGCGGAGCCAACGUAACUGGCUUCCAGUUGGUGAAUUACACGGAUGCUGUUCCUGCCAGGAUCAUGCAGCAGUGGAGGAAUAAUGACGCCAGGGAGCAUCCUCGUGUGGACUGGAAGAGGCCAAAGUACACGUCAGCUCUAACAUAUGAUGGGGUCCGAGUGAUGGCCGAAGCUUUUCAGAACCUGCGGAGGCAGCGGAUCGACAUCUCCCGUCGGGGCAACGCUGGGGACUGCCUUGCCAACCCUGCCGUGCCCUGGGGACAAGGCAUCGACAUCCAGAGAGCACUGCAGCAGGUCCGUUUUGAAGGAUUGUCUGGCAACGUUCAGUUUAAUGAGAAGGGACGACGGACCAACUACACCCUCCAUGUGAUUGAGAUGAAACAUGAUGGAAUCAGAAAGAUUGGUUAUUGGAAUGAAGAUGAGAAGUUGGUUCCAGCAGCCAUAGAUACUCAAAGUGGCAAUGAGUCUACAAGUCUCCAGAACAGGACUUACAUAGUCACAACUAUCCUAGAAGACCCAUACGUGAUGCUCAAGAAGAACGCCAACCAGUUUGAAGGCAAUGAGAGGUAUGAAGGUUACUGUGUGGAGCUCGCUGCUGAGAUUGCAAAGCAUGUUGGCUACCACUACAGGCUGGAGAUUGUCAGAGAUGGGAAGUACGGAGCCCGGGACCCCGACACCAAAACGUGGAACGGCAUGGUGGGAGAACUCGUUUAUGGGAGGGCGGAUGUGGCUGUGGCACCAUUAACCAUCACUCUGGUUCGAGAAGAAGUUAUAGACUUUUCCAAACCAUUCAUGAGCUUAGGUAUCUCUAUCAUGAUAAAAAAACCUCAAAAGUCCAAACCAGGAGUUUUUUCCUUUCUGGAUCCUUUGGCUUAUGAAAUAUGGAUGUGCAUUGUUUUUGCCUACAUUGGAGUGAGUGUUGUCCUCUUCCUGGUGAGUCGCUUCAGCCCUUACGAGUGGCACACUGAGGAAUUCGAGGAAGGACGGGACCAGCCAGCCAAUGACCAGACGAAUGAGUUUGGAAUAUUCAACAGUCUCUGGUUCUCCCUAGGAGCUUUCAUGCAACAAGGAUGUGAUAUUUCUCCGAGGUCUCUCUCUGGCCGCAUAGUCGGUGGCGUCUGGUGGUUCUUCACCUUGAUCAUCAUAUCCUCCUACACAGCUAACCUGGCUGCCUUCCUCACUGUGGAAAGGAUGGUUUCUCCCAUCGAGAGUGCAGAGGACUUGGCCAAGCAGACAGAAAUAGCCUAUGGGACCCUGGAAGCUGGCUCCACUAAAGAAUUUUUUAGGAGAUCCAAAAUAGCAGUGUUCGAGAAGAUGUGGACAUACAUGAAGUCAGCCGAACCCUCCGUUUUUGUGAGGACGACAGAAGAGGGGAUGAUCCGGGUGAGGAAGUCGAAAGGGAAGUAUGCCUACCUCUUGGAGUCCACGAUGAACGAGUACAUAGAGCAGCGGAAGCCCUGUGACACCAUGAAAGUGGGAGGUAACUUGGACUCCAAAGGCUAUGGCAUUGCAACGCCAAAGGGGUCUGCACUGAGAGGUCCCGUAAACCUAGCGGUUUUGAAACUCAGUGAGCAAGGCGUCUUAGACAAGCUGAAAAGCAAAUGGUGGUACGAUAAAGGGGAAUGUGGAAGCAAGGACUCCGGAAGUAAGGACAAGACGAGUGCUCUGAGUCUCAGCAAUGUGGCGGGGGUUUUCUAUAUCCUCAUCGGUGGGCUCGGACUAGCCAUGCUGGUUGCCUUAAUCGAGUUUUGUUACAAGUCCAGAAGUGAAUCAAAGCGGAUGAAGGGUUUUUGUUUAAUCCCACAGCAAUCAAUCAACGAAGCCAUACGGACAUCAACCCUUCCCAGGCCGGCUGCAGCAGGAGGUAGUGGAGAAAACGGACGUGUGGUCAGCCACGAUUUCCCCAAAUCCAUGCAGACGAUCCCGUGCAUGAGCCACAGCACCGGCAUGUCCCUGGGAGCUACGGGAUUAUAAUUGGCCUUUUGACCCAUUGCCUGGGUGAGAGCAGGGGCAGCCCAACUCCACCCCCUCCAGAGCCAAAAACAAACCCAACACCAACAAGACAAACGAUGAUGACAGAAGGGACAAUUGGAUGGAUCUUCUCGAGGAAAUCAGAUCUAUUUCCCUUUUUAUUUGCAAACAGAUCCACUGGCAGGAGAACAGAAACAGGUCUGUACUGCAAUAAGGAGAGUCUAAUGGGAUUUAACAGACUCGUGAACCAUCCCUGAUCAAAGAACCACUGGAACACUAAUGAGGACUAUGCCAUUUUGUUUUAACUUGGUUGUUAAUAAGUCUUAGUGUGUGCAAUAUAUAUAUUUUUUCUUACUAAUUCCUGUGGUGUCAGGGUAACAUCAGCCCUUUCCCCCUUCCCUGCUCAGUCCUUCAAUCUGGUUUAGUUUGGGAUGCAAACCAUAAUGUCUGAGCUACUGACAGCAAAAAAGAAAACCCAAUAAAUGGCAAGUUGAACUCCCUGCAGGGCGUCAGCAUUGUUCCCUUUUGUCCAUCGUGAUUCUGCCUUCCGUUGUUCUGUUGUGAACUCUGGCUGUGGAGUUAUUGCAACGAGGCAGACAGAGCUGCGAAUGGCUCUCUCCCUGCACCAGGAAGGACUAGAUGUGAGAAAGAACCUGAACAAAAACCACAAGGCUCUUUUACAGGGGCAAAGUCACGAGUGAGUUUGGAAACCCCAGGUAACAUGAGGACAAAGUGAUAAUUCUUCCAGAGUUGAUGAGUGCCGGUUCAAGAGAAGAAUCCUGUGCCUGGAGUGCAGAGCGUCACGCGUGGCAGACUAGAGCAGAUGAUUGGUCUAAGAUCAUGGUUGGCUGCUGUUUAUGGAAGAGAGAAAGUAAAUGCCGCAUUCCCCUAACGUGCGACUCCUGCCUAGGUUAUUGGGGGCUAAUAAGCAAUUGUGAACCAUUUCUUCAUUGCUUAGCUUCUGUGUGUGCUCCCUUUUUGGUGGUCACAUAAGGGAAUCACCCUGAGCCAGGAACAGACCAUCUCAAGACAUCCAGUUCUAGAUGACUGCCUAUUAACCAGUAAAACAUGUUAGAAGUCAUGGGGCUGCAAUGGGAAUAUCCCUGCCUUUUUUGCUCUGAAAUACCUUUAAGGUCACUUUUGUAAUUAAGAGGAACAUUUUGUAGAUAGCUGGCCAGAAUGGCUUCCUGGAAAGAACUGUUGAAGCAAACCGAGGAGGAGACCCUACAACAGCUUCGUUCAAAUGUCCGUGACAUUCGACAGCAUCCCCUCAAGCUGUGGCCUGUCUGAGUACAAAGCCAAAAGUAGCAGAUUCCCACUCAUGUAUCCUUAGGGAGGGGGAAGAAUCCACAAGUCAGGAGAGCAGGCUGCUGACCCCAAACUCGGAAUUGCAGAAACCCUCACGGCCAAGACAGGGAGCUGGAGGUCCAGCCACAGGCAUGGAGGUUGAAGGGGCAAGGAUGGUUUUCCAGAACUGCACAAAAGGUUUGUUCUGUGAAUCACUGGCAUGGACAAACAAACGCUUUCCACCCUGGUGGGCCUGAGACACCUGCCCAGAAGUGAAGGAUUCCCAGGGGAGCAUCUGGAGAGAGAGGAGAUCUGUGGGACAGGAACCACAGGGAACCAACCCACUUAGCCUUGUCCCAUCUCACAGGUCCAUCACUGAUGGCAAAUAAAGUUCAAAGCUUCUCAUGGGACCCAGGAAAUACCUGUCUGGGAACUGAGCUGCUACUGAAGUGUUCUGAGCUGCUUUUUUCUCCUUCUUUUCUUUUCUUUUUUUUUUUUUUUUUUUUUUUUUUUUUUCAUAGCAAGUGAAGAGCAGGAAAAGAAGGGAGGCAGGUGAAGAGAAAACAAUGCAGGCAAAUGACUGGCACAAGUCUAUAAGGAGGAUCUGUCUAUGCAGCUGUCCAUAAGUACAGCUGGAAGCUGCCUGAAUACCAGUUUCCAUAAGCAUAGGAAUGUGCAGAGCAAUACGUUUACCACCUUUAACACCAGCCUGGUCUGAAAUAUCUGUUCCGUUUACCCACUUGUCAUGCAACACUUUGGAGACCAGCAAGUCAGAGUUAAGGUCCUAAGCUCGGACACAGCAUGUUUUGUGCCAAAUACAUUUUCCUCUACCUACCAUUGGAAACCCUUGUGAUCUUCAUUUCUCAUCGCCGAACAUGAGCUCUGUUAUCAGCCACUCCAAACACCUCUUCAGGUCACUUUGUGUUGGCUUUCAUUAUUUUUAAUCUGUUUUUCUUAAUUUUAACUUCAGUUCCGUGUAAGUGCUAGCACAGUGAAGGCAUCCCACAAGCUGUCCUGUAUCCAUGCCCAAAGCCCUCGGAUGCAUCUCCUGACCCAGCUCUUCUGCAUCCUGGACCUUGCCACAGCAGUGCACCACCGGGUGCUGCGGUGGGAGCAGGCUGCCGAGACCCAUCGGUGCCCCGUCCUCCUCCAAAGACAGGACCAGGUGGCAGCAGGUCGCAGGGAGCCCGCCCGGGCAGUUGGACAGUCUCAUGAGAAGCAGUGCAUCUGUGCUAGGACUGGCCGCCUGUGACGUGAAGAUGUGAGAUGCAGGUCUCAAAGGCUUUUGAUCAGUGGAGGGGUUAAAAAAAAAAAAAAAAAAAAAAAAAAAAAAAAAAAAAAGAAUAGGACAAAAGCGUGGAACAUGUUAACUUGUAAUAUGUAUUUUUACUACACUUUUCUUAAAAAUAGAGUAAUGGUAAAACUCUUAAAGACAUUGACAUUUUUUCUCAACAGGAAUCCAUAUUUAACAGUUUUGGCUUUCAUUAAAUUUUGCUCUUUGGUACCUGGAUCUUUUAUUUAACAGCUACAUUUGUUUUAACUCUCUUUUGUUUUUUCUUUCUUUUU
Molecule: messenger RNA, 5783 nt
Organism: Athene cunicularia (burrowing owl)
Lineage: Eukaryota; Metazoa; Chordata; Aves; Strigiformes; Strigidae
Gene: GRIA1
Product: glutamate ionotropic receptor AMPA type subunit 1
Exons: 16
Coding region: 225-2933 (902 amino acids)
Biological process (GO): synaptic transmission, glutamatergic; monoatomic ion transport; modulation of chemical synaptic transmission
Cellular component (GO): dendritic spine; plasma membrane; AMPA glutamate receptor complex
Molecular function (GO): transmitter-gated monoatomic ion channel activity involved in regulation of postsynaptic membrane potential; AMPA glutamate receptor activity
Source: RefSeq, a predicted model, not a curated record